UACUUCCUUUCCAACUCUAAAGCUUAUUUGUUUUCUCAGAUCCGAGCUAAUGGCAAAAGCGGCGAGCAUGGUGGUGAUGAUGUCCAUGGUGGUGGCGGCGGCGAUGAUGGGUGGACUGCAUGCACAGUCCAUGACGUGCAGCACCGUGGCAACUGAUUUGUACCCGUGCCUGAACUACGUGAAGAACGGCGGUGCGGUUCCGAUGAGCUGCUGCGACGGGAUCAAAUCACUCUACAGAGGCGCCGUCACCACCGCCGACCGCCAGACCGUUUGCAAAUGCUUGAAGAACGUCACCGGCUCCAUCACCGGCUUGAAACUCGACCUGGCCGCCGGCCUCCCCCAAAAAUGUGGCGUUUCCAUUCCCUACAACAUCUCCCCCUCCAUUAACUGCGCAACGGUGCACUAAGCAUGAGAAGACGAUAAAUGCUGCAUCAUGGAGUUAAAAUAAGAAGAAAAACGAAGAUUAUUAUUCAGCUAUGGCGUACAGACUCUUGAGUGCAGCUCUUGUUAUAUAUAUAUAUUGUCGUCCGCGCCGUCGUAUUUAGGAUUUCCGGCCGGUGGCGUCUAGGUUUCUGUUUGUGUUUCUUUUUCUGUCGUACUGUCUGCUAGUGUACUCAAUACAUGGUUUCUAGAAAUAUGAUCGAGCUCAGAGGCGGAGCCAGAAAACUCGAUUUGGGGGGCUAAUGUAGUAGAAAAAAUUUACCGUGUUAGUCGACAUUAUAAUUAACCGUACUAUAUUAUUAUAUAUACCAUACAUUAUUCUAAUUAUUAUUGAUAAUGAUUUCUAAUUA
Ipomoea triloba (trilobed morning glory) is the source of this 791-nucleotide messenger RNA. RefSeq names its product non-specific lipid-transfer protein 1-like. Gene Ontology annotation, cellular component: membrane. Gene Ontology annotation, molecular function: lipid binding. Gene Ontology annotation, biological process: lipid transport. Lineage: Eukaryota; Viridiplantae; Streptophyta; Magnoliopsida; Solanales; Convolvulaceae. The transcript is spliced from 2 exons. The record is from RefSeq and is a predicted model, not a curated record. The coding region runs from base 50 to 406 and encodes 118 amino acids.